Messenger RNA from Leptosomus discolor (cuckoo roller), 1212 nucleotides. It is a transcript of the gene TEKT1, whose product is annotated as tektin 1. Gene Ontology annotation, biological process: cilium assembly; cilium movement involved in cell motility. Gene Ontology annotation, cellular component: nucleus; microtubule cytoskeleton. The record is from RefSeq and is a predicted model, not a curated record. NCBI's taxonomy places the organism in Eukaryota, Metazoa, Chordata, Aves, Leptosomiformes, Leptosomidae.
ACAAUGGCCAGACUGUUGCAAGCUGCACCCAAGUUUCAUCCCUCAGAAUGGGACAUUGCAAACAAGAUGCAGCGUGCCAGUACAGAGUCUCAGAAAUCCAGAUCAGAGCGCAUGAUAGCUGAGAGUCGGGGCCUGCUGGAUGAAACAGAAAAGACAACUCAGAAAACCCAAAGUGAUGUCAACAAGAGAAUAGAACAGAGAUGGGAAGAAAUAAAAUUCUGGAGGCAAGAAUUAGAUAACAAACUUGAACAAAUCAUUCAUGAGACAGAGGUACUGUUGACUUUCAAGUCCAGGCUGGAGAAAUCUUUGGAGAGCUGCAAAGAACCACUCGUAAUUGCCCAAAAGUGUCUCCUGAACAGGCAGAGGCGAGCUGGGAUUGACUUGGUGCAUGAUGAAGUGGAACAGGAACUGGUGAAGGAAGCUGAAGUCCUCCAGGGGGUUAUUGCUUUGCUUGGACGUACAUUGGAGCAAACCAAUGAGCAAAUCAGACUAAACCGUUCAGCAAAAUACAACCUGGAAAUGGAUCUAAAGGACAAGUUCACAGCUUUGAUGAUUGACGAUUACUGUGCUAGCUUGACAAACAACACUCCUGGUAUCAGAUAUGCUGAUAAUACAGUGAAAAGAGAAGGAAAUUUUGUUAGCCCUGAAGAAUGGAUAGAUUUCUCAAACAUAAAUGUUGAAAAGGCUGACAAGCAGAGAAACAAUUCUUUGGCACUGAGGGCACUGAUUGACAGCAUCCUCUCACAGACAGCGAAUGACAUGCGCAAGCAAUGUGAGAAAGUGAAUGUCACGUUUAGAAACAGGGUGAAGGAGGUUAAGGAUGCCAAGCACAAGCUAGAGAUACUCCUUGCAAUGGUGAUGGAUGAGUCUGCCUCGCAGGAGAAGAACAUUGCAGCCUUAAAGAAAGCAAUCGCUGAUAAAGAAGGACCUGUUAAAGUGGCUCAAACCCGCUUGGAAGCAAGAAACCAUCGCCCCAAUGUGGAAUUGUGUUAUGACACAGUGCACUACAGCCUGAUUAGUGAAGUUCAAGAGAUUACAAAAAAUAUUCAAAGAUUAAAGGACACACUGGCACAGGCUCAGACUGCAUUGAAAGGUCUGAGCCGCCGACAGCUUUCCUUGGAGGAGGAGAUCCAGGUCAAAGAGAAUACACUGUACAUUGAUGAAGUGCUCUGCAUGCAAAUGAGAGAGUCUGUUUACAUUAAAAACUUCUGA